This is a messenger RNA of Anguilla rostrata (American eel), 1531 nucleotides long. It is a transcript of the gene usf2, whose product is annotated as upstream transcription factor 2, c-fos interacting. Bases 635 to 1516 code for a protein of 293 amino acids. The transcript has 9 exons. Gene Ontology annotation, molecular function: RNA polymerase II cis-regulatory region sequence-specific DNA binding; DNA-binding transcription factor activity, RNA polymerase II-specific; protein dimerization activity. Lineage: Eukaryota; Metazoa; Chordata; Actinopteri; Anguilliformes; Anguillidae. Gene Ontology annotation, biological process: regulation of transcription by RNA polymerase II. The record is from RefSeq and is a predicted model, not a curated record.
UACCCAAAGCAGCAAAGCUAUCACUUACAAAUGUAUAUUAUCACAAUCUCAAGCAAUAUGGCUGAAACAUUUUCCUUUCACAAAAAAGCAAAAUGCAAGUGAGAGUGCCUUCCAGAUGACUACUCCUUAGCUAAUGAGAGAUCAAAAUACAAAAACAAGAUUUGGAGAAACAACACGGGAGAACCCAGUUAGAAUCCACUUCAUAUUUUAUUACCAGCAACACCAGCCUCAAAUUUACGGACUGAAACAGACAAUUCAGCGCAAUUGUACCAUAGCAAGUAACGUUAAUCUGGUUCGAGUAAAAACGGAAAGAAUUAUUAAAACUGGAAUUAAAAUGAAAGGAACCAUUUAAAAACCCACAAAUCUGAAAACAUAGUCUUGGUCGCACCCCUGCUUAAACUAUCGGGCUAUCCACGUACGCAUACGGCCUUUCCGCUUUAACGCAGGAAAAAACACAGCACAGCGACACGAAACUCGAACCCAGCAGCCGUCUCCAUUUUAAUUCCAAGCCCGUUUGUACCUCACGUGUUCUGGACUGUCUUUCUCACAUGACCGGUGUGUUUGUCCCCGUGAUCAACACUUCCAUCUCCAUCUGUCUGUGUCCCUGAAUAUCACGUUUUAAUUUUUAACCCCCAUGGAUAUGCUAGAACAGGGUUUGGACACCACUACGAGUCACGAGAAACAGGAAACGGGGGAAGCUCUGCAGGAAGAGGACGUUCACGGCAGGGAGAAGCACUCCACGAUCGCCAUAGCGAACAUUCAGGAAACGGGCACCUUCACCGAUCACAAUGUCCAGUACCAGUUCCGCACAGAGAACAGUGGUGGACAGGUGACGUACCGCGUGGUCCAGCUGACGGACGACCAGAUAGAGGCGGGAGGCGAUGGGGGCGGGGCCGUCAGCGUGGUCUCUGCUGCCGCCUUCUCAGGGGCGCAAGCGGUCGCACAGGCCGUGAUCCAGAACCCCUUCAGUAACGGCGGGAGCCCCGCCGGGGACUCUGUGUCGGGGGAGACGCGGUUCUACUUCCCCGCUACCGCCGUUAGCGAUGGGACUGGCGCUGUGUCCGUACAGGCGACCGCUGAUCCCAGCCUGACUCAGGCCGGAGGCCAGCUGUACGUGAUGAUGAACACCCCUGACGUGCUGCAGACCGUAGCGCCUCGGACCAUCGCCCCCCGCACGCACCCGUACACCACGAAGCUGGAUGGGCCUCGGGUGCCAAGAGACGAUAGGAGGAGGGCACAGCACAAUGAAGUGGAGAGACGGAGAAGGGACAAGAUCAACAACUGGAUCGUCACCCUGUCCAAGAUGAUCCCCGACUGCACCAUUGACAGCACCAAGACUGGCGCAAGCAAAGGCGGGAUUCUGUCCAAGGCCUGCGACUACAUCCAGGAGCUCCGGCAGAACAACCAGCGGCUGCAGGACAGCUUCAAGGAUGUGGAGAGAGUGCAGGUGGACAACGAGCUGCUUCGACAGCAGGUACGCGUACUGCUACGGGGAGCUAGCGCUGGCUGUGGGUAAAGUGCUCUCUGUGCU